CUGAGCAGACUCAACAUGGAGAGGACAGUUAUCUGUCUCAUGGUCAUUUUCUUGGGAACAGGGGCCCAUAAGCCAAGUUCCCCAAGGCCUGACCGCCUCAUGAUCAGAAUGAAUCAACUUAUAGACAUUGUUGACCAGCUGAAAAACUAUGUGAAUGACUUGGACUCUGAAUUCCUGCCAGCUCCACAAGAUGUAAAGGGACACUGUGAGCAGUCAGCUUUCUCAUGUUUUCAGAAGGCCAAACUUAAGGCAGCAGAUAAAGGAGAAAAUGGGAAGAUAAUCCAAGGAUUCAUCAAACAGCUGAAGAGGAAACUACCUCCAACAAAAGCAGGGCAAAGAGAAAAACAAAAACUUGUAUGUCCUUCAUGUGAUUCUUAUGAGAAAAAACCCCUCAAAGAAUUCCUCGAAAGACUGAAAUCUCUUCUCCAAAAGAUGAUUCACCAGCGUCUGUCCGGGAGCCCUGGGGCGUGAAGAUGGUUGGGGAUUUCACUGCAGUUGGACACUAUACUACAGACUCUAACAUAGCCUGAAACUUACCUCUCCUAUUCCAA
Messenger RNA from Dipodomys ordii (Ord's kangaroo rat), 551 nucleotides. It is a transcript of the gene Il21, whose product is annotated as interleukin 21. The transcript has 5 exons. The record is from RefSeq and is a predicted model, not a curated record. Gene Ontology annotation, cellular component: extracellular region. Lineage: Eukaryota; Metazoa; Chordata; Mammalia; Rodentia; Heteromyidae. Gene Ontology annotation, biological process: immune response; positive regulation of natural killer cell mediated cytotoxicity. Gene Ontology annotation, molecular function: cytokine receptor binding. The coding region runs from base 16 to 471 and encodes 151 amino acids.